GCUACUUUGACAAUCAACGACCACGACUACAACGCAAUGGACGACCAGGAUCCCAUAUCCCAAUUCUUUCCCGGACAAGAAGACGUCGACCUGUACGCCGUUCUUAGCCUUUCUGAUGAUGCUACUAUCGGCGCUAUAAAGAAAUCUUACCGCCGACUCGCCCUAAUUUAUCACCCUGAUAAGCACGCGACUGCUACCGAAUCUGCCAGAGCAGUGGCUUCCACAAAGUUCCAGCAGGUGGGCUUUGCAUAUGCAGUCCUGAGCGACGAGAGACGCAGGCAGCGGUAUGACAAGACAGGCAAGACAGAUGAAGGCCCCGGGUUGAGUCCAGGCGAAGACGGUUGGGAGGCCUACUUUGAGGACCUUUUCGAUCGCGUUACCAGAGGAAAGCUUGACGACAUGAAGAAAGUGUAUCAAGGCUCUGCCGAAGAGGUAGCAGACCUCAAGUCGGCUUAUCUUGACACGAAGGGGUCUCUUGGGGAAAUAAUGACCUUUAUUCCUCAUUCCACACACGAAGAUGAAUCUCGCUUCAUUGUCAUCAUUUCUGACCUUAUCAGUAAGAAGGAGCUACCCUCCAUGCGCACUUGGGAGUCCAGCAUCAAGGACGAAAAAGCUCAACUCCUCAGGAAGAAGCAAGGAGAAAAAGAGGCUAAGGAGGCUGAAAAGUUGGCGAAGGAGCUCGGAGUGUGGGGCGAGUUUUACGGCAGUGGCAAAGUGGGCGAGCGAAAAGGCAAGGGUGGAAAGGGCAAGGGCAAAGCAAAGGAGAAAGACGAGCAAGAAGAAGAUACCUCUGCACUUCAGGCACUGAUUCUCAAGAAGCGUCAGAAAAGCAUGGAUGUAUUCUUCGACGGCUUGGCCGCGAAAUACGCAGAGCCAGAACCCAAAUCUAAGGGCAAGGGGAAGAAGCGUGGUAGGGCUGGCGAUGACGAUGGCGACGACGCGCCGAAGAAGAAAUCUAAACGCGCUGCUCCGCCACCGCCACCAGAUAUCGACGGUGCAGAGUUUGAAAAACUGCAACAGCAGCUGUUUGGGGACAAGGCCACCGGUGGGAGUUCAGGGGAAGAGGUUAAAAAGAGCAAAGGGAAGAAAACGAAAUCUAAGUGAAUGUUAUUAUUAUCUUGACUGAUCAUUAAUCUUGUCGCCGACUCUUUUUCACCCGGAGGCCAACUAGAGUCUGAUUGAAGGAUCUGAACAGCAUCAUGCUUACCGGUGGAUGUGAUCAAAUGCGAGAACAAGGA
Molecule: messenger RNA, 1238 nt
Organism: Guyanagaster necrorhizus
Lineage: Eukaryota; Fungi; Basidiomycota; Agaricomycetes; Agaricales; Physalacriaceae
Product: DnaJ-domain-containing protein
Exons: 2
Coding region: 37-1104 (355 amino acids)
Cellular component (GO): cytoplasm; nucleus
Molecular function (GO): heat shock protein binding
Source: RefSeq, a predicted model, not a curated record